This is a messenger RNA of Trichosurus vulpecula (common brushtail), 1694 nucleotides long. RefSeq names its product interleukin 1 receptor type 2 (gene IL1R2). The transcript is spliced from 9 exons. Gene Ontology annotation, molecular function: interleukin-1 binding; interleukin-1, type II, blocking receptor activity. NCBI's taxonomy places the organism in Eukaryota, Metazoa, Chordata, Mammalia, Diprotodontia, Phalangeridae. Bases 43 to 1311 code for a protein of 422 amino acids. The record is from RefSeq and is a predicted model, not a curated record.
UGCCUGCAGCCUCCUGUUCACAAGCAGGGACAAAGUAAAAGAAUGCAGAAGCACAGAUUUCUAGGUACUGGACCUCAGAUUGCAGUUUCCUGCCUCCAGAAAUUAUUAGGAUUUUUCUUCUUUUUCUGUGCGUUGGCAGUAAAUGUUUCUGCUUCCAGCAUUCAGCCCAAGAGAAGCACAGAAAACUGUCAGUAUCUUGGAGAGGAUUUUGAAAGACUUAAGGUAGAAGGAGAGCCUGUCAUCCUGAAAACCGGUUUCUCAAAGCUCCACAACACGGGCUCCUUCAGCCUCCACUACAACCUAUCAUGUCAUAAAAAUGAUUCGGAGAAGACUAUUCUAGGAAGCAGCAAAUCAGGCAGAGCGUGGGUGAACAAUGAUGAUCUCUGGAUUCUGCCAGCAUCACCAGAGGACACAGGAACUUACAUUUGUACCUUUAGGAAUGAAUCUUACUGUGCCACAAAGUCUUUUAAGUUAAAGGUCUUUAAGAAGACAGAAGCAUCUUUGCAAUACAUUUCCUAUCGCCAACGCCAAGUUCCAACCACUGGUUCUAGAUAUCUAGUGUGCCCCGAAAUAGAUGAUUUUAUCAAAGACAGAAAUAACAUGGAAAUAAAGUGGUAUAAGGACUCAGUUCUUUUGGACCAAAGCAACAAGAAGUUUUCAAUUUUGAAAGGAACCACUUACUGCCUCAUAAACAAUGUGUCAUUGGACAGCUCUGGUUACUACACCUGUGAACUGCCUUUUGUCUAUGAAGGUGUGAAGUAUAACGUCACCAGGCACAUUGAGCUACUUGUCAUUAAAAAAAAGGAGGAGACCAUGCCAGUGAUUAUUGGACCUAAUAAGACUAUGUUGACUUCUCUUGGUUCCAAACUGAUAAUUCCCUGCAAAGCAUCUUUUGGCUUGGGCUCACGGUCUACAACACUUUUGUGGUGGACAGCAAAUAACAGUUUUGUUCAUGAUGUCUACAAAGAAGGACGAGUUAAGGUGGGAGAGCUCCGUGAAUAUUCAGAAAACAAUAAAGGCUAUAUUGAAGUGCCUCUGAUAUUUAAUUCAGUGGAAAAGAAGGACUUGAACACUAAGUUUGUAUGUACUGCCCAGAACAGACUGGGAUACCAGACCUUGCAAGCAUCAGUUAAAGAAGAACCUACGUUUUCCUGGGGAAUUGCUGUGGCUCCUCUCUCACUCAUCUUCUUGGUCUUUGUUGGCAUAUGGAUCCAUAGAAGGUGGAAACAGAGACCUGGAAAAGGUUACACUACUAGGAAAUCAAAGAUUAUCACCCAUGAUUGUCAACCUUACAGAAAGGAAAUGAUAUAAAACCACAAUCUUUUUUUUUUUUUAAUGACAAAGAGUCGUUCUCUUCUGGUCGAUAUCCACUCCCCCCACCUCCCACUUUACCCCGAAGCUGCUGAACUCGUGCUGAAGUAUUGACUCAGAAAAUAAAAUGAACAUAUAUUGCCUUUCUGCAUAUGGCACUAUGGAAGCCUUUUUCCUCUAUUGCUCUCAGCUUAAAUGAAUGGAGUGAAGGGCUUGCCUCCCAGGACCUUAAUACUUUGAUAUGUGAAUGGCUUUGUGAUCUUAUCCAUGGCUUUAGGUCACAAGACCCUUAACUAUUUCCUCUGUUUAAUUCUUGCUCUUAUCCUGCCCCCCCCAUCUUUUAUCUAUCUCUAUCUUUUAUGUAUCUACUUAUUUACAUAUUG